Linepithema humile (Argentine ant) is the source of this 5380-nucleotide messenger RNA. It is a transcript of the gene Als2, whose product is annotated as Amyotrophic lateral sclerosis 2. Gene Ontology annotation, biological process: endosomal transport; regulation of GTPase activity. Lineage: Eukaryota; Metazoa; Arthropoda; Insecta; Hymenoptera; Formicidae. Gene Ontology annotation, molecular function: guanyl-nucleotide exchange factor activity; small GTPase binding. The record is from RefSeq and is a predicted model, not a curated record. Gene Ontology annotation, cellular component: cytoplasm; intracellular membrane-bounded organelle.
UCGGUCGUCACCGAUUUAUACUUACUCACUGGAUGUUAGUAUAAUGUAAAGCUUGUUUGUUCAAUCAUGUCAUCGUGUAAAUUUACUGCUAUAUUUUUAAAGAAGUGUUUACUGCAGAAAACGUUAUUGCAGAUAACAUGACAAAAGAAUGAUAGUCGCGCCGCUAAAGAAAAUUUUGUAGAAGAGUUCUCGUAGGUUAUGUAAACGCCUUCAUUUGCUGAGCCUCGUACACUAAAAUGGAUAAACACAUGCAUCUAUGGAGAGGCGCCGACAAAUUGUCUUUCACAUUCGGUGACAAGCCGAACGGCAUUAUCUCCAAACUGGUCACCAUCAAAGAUCGCAUUUUUGUAGCGACCACAUCCAACAAUUUGUACCAUGGAGAAGUGUCAUUGCAGGAGAACACCUGUCCUAAGCUCGUUCUCAAAAGGGCUCAAUUCGAUGUUAUCGAUGUAGCCGCUAAUUCUGAACACUUGUUUAUUGUAAAUACUAAGGGACAUGUUUUGAAAGUAAAUCCUCAGGACAUGGGUGUUAUAGAUACAAUCGUUCUUAAAGAGGAAGUAAAAUAUUGCAGUCAUGGAUAUAAGGAAGAAAAUGAAGUAGUGAAGAUCAAAUCCAUAGCAGUUAGCGAUCAUUCAGCACUAUUUGUUACGGAAAAUGGACAGCUAUGGGCUAGCGGUAAUCAACCACAAAUAGAUAUAAGUAGUACAGAACCAAAGAAAGUUAGAUUUUUUGAUGGACGGACAGUAUCUGAGGUUGCCUGUGGUUCCAAUUUUAAUGUAGUUACUGUGAGGAAAGCCGCCAAAUCCAUAAAAGAUGAUACAGAUAGUGAAAAUGAGUUAGAGGAAGAAGUCUUUAUUAAUUCUUGUCCACAAUGUUUGAACAAUGUUAUGUUGAGUCCUGGAAGUGUAACAUCAUCAGAUACAUGUCUUACUGGUCUUCAUGCACAGCAGUUUAGUGAUCGUUCUACAAAUUCUAUCAGUGCUUUGUCUACUGCCAGUAAAGAGCAUAUUCUUUUGCCAGAAAUGGACAAGAAAGAACAUCCUUCUGAUAUUGUUGAAAACGGUGGGGAAUGUGUGAACAAUUUAACAGAUUCCGAAAAAGAUGAGAAAAAGAAUGUUAUAUUUAUAAACACGGAAACCGCUCGACAAUUUCUAACCAGACAACUGUCUUGGGUUUCAUCUUACGGAAGUGCCAAAGAAGACAUACCUAUGGAGAGUGUUGAUCGGUCAACAAGAUUGAUAAAGCAAAAUGUAUCAAAUAUGGCUAAUUUAGUGUACGAAGGCGUUAAGAAUGUAGGAGGCAAAGUUGUAACUCUGUCUAGACAUAUGAGUGGAAGUUCAGAUAUUAAUGAAUCUAAAGCUGAUAGCAAUGAAAACUUAGAAGAACAAGGAGACAGUUAUACAAAAGGAACUGCGACUAGUUUGGCAUUAAGUUUACGCUGUGAAGAGUUCCCUUGGUCUUCGAGUACCGGUUCCUCUGAACAUGAAUUAUCCCAACAAGGUUUGAAUGAAAGAAUUAAUACGUUAUCUCGCACUGGAAGCAACAUAUUAGCGACAGAACUUUGGACAUGGGGUGAUGUACAGUAUGGACAACUGGGAACGGGAGAUAUCAUCAAACGACCAAGGCCAGUGUUAGUAGCAAAGCUUAGCCAUACUGGGAUCAGAAAGAUAUCUUGCGGUGUCUUCCAUGUGCUUGCUUUAACACUGGACGGUAGAGUGUUUGCGUGGGGUCGUAAUAAUUUUAAACAGGUCACUUUGCACAGUACAAUAGAUCAAAGCGCUCCUCAGCUAUUCACCACAAAAUUAUCUUCCAAUGAAAGAGCUAUCGAUAUGGCAGCUGGUAAUUUCCACAGCUUAGUAAUGAUGCAUCAUGGUUUAUAUUUUAUGGGACAAUCGAGUAAAGUUGGCGAUAUGUUUCAACUUGAUAUACAAACCAAGGAAUCGAGUAGUCCGAGAGAGAUUUUCAGUUCUGGGCAAUACAGUUGUUGUUCUGUGAUAAAUGAGCCAGCAAUAAAUAUGUCGGAGGAUUUAAUAAACGAUCAAAUCUUCCUUGAAGAAAUGUUGAUUGUUUAUCAAAAUCUAAUCAAGCCGUUUCAGAAGAAAAGUGGUGCAACCCAAGAAGCUAAUGCGUAUGAAACACUGUGUCGCUGCUACGCGGAGCUGAUGCACUUUAGUGUCUUAAAUGUCAUAAGUUUGUGGGAUUAUUUUAAUCAUAUUGGAGAAGCAUAUGAAGUUGCAAUUGUUGCCAAUAUAGAAGAAUUUACUACUGUGUAUAAAUACUAUUUAAAUGCUAUUUGCGAUGUUAUAUCUCUCGGUGGUUUUAUGCAUAUUGCAAAACUCAUUGAAGUGCCACAAAUAGUAUCGAACUUAUUUAUGGAUAGUUUAAAAGGUAGCGAUGUAAAAAAGAAUAACAAUGAAAUAGUUGUAACAACUGCAUUACAGCAUCCUUUAUGUAAGCUAAACAGAUAUAAAAAUAUGAUUCAUAGUUUAAUAAAAAGCAAUGGAACAAGAAUGGGUGUUGAACGAUUACAAGAAGCUCUUAUAAAAUGGGAGCAAGUACACGAUGAGCAAGAAAAACGUCAAAAAGAGGCGGAAGCUACAAAAUUGUUUUGGGAAAGUUCCGGCAAACUAGGAGACAUAUUGAGAUCUCCUGAUAGAAGGCUUAUUAGAGAAUCAAGAACGUACCCACUAUCGAUACUCAAUUCUGGUAGAUUUUCAUCUCAUUGGUUUAUUUUAUUGACGGAUAUUUUCAUACAUGUUACUGGCGCCACACAUACAGUUCAUCCACUUCGAACAUUAUGGGUAGAACCUCUGCCAGACUCGGAAAAUGUACAGAAUGCUAUAUCAAUUGUUGCACCAGAAGACAAUUUUGUUUUGUACACACCUACACCUAGUGAACGAAAUGAGUGGUUACAUGCUCUGCAAAAUACUAUCAAGAAUAGUUUGCAAAGAGUGAUAGGAAAUGUACCUCCAUUAGCACGCUCAAGCUCGUUCUCAUUCACGAAACAUGCUGUUUUUAAGGAUGCAAAGUACACUGGACGAUGGCUAAAUGGUAAACCACAUGGUUCUGAAUUAGAGUGGUCAGACGGUCGUACAUAUGUAGGCCAAUUUCAUAAGGGUGUUAUUCACGGCACUGGAAAAAUGGAAAUUCCAAUGCAGGGUGUGUAUGAAGGCCAGUGGAAGGACGGUCAGCAAAAUGGAUGUGGAACGAUGAAAUACGUCAAUGGAGAUUUUUACGAAGGAUACUUUAAGGAUGGAUUGCCUCAUGGGCAUGGCGUCAAGAAAGAAGGUCACUUUAUGGCAUCAGUUGCAUCUGUUUAUAUUGGAGAAUGGGCUGCCGGUGUUAAACAAGGUUACGGAAUAAUGGAUGAUAUCAUGACAGGUGAAAAAUAUCUCGGAUCGUGGAGUAAUGGUAUGAAGCAUGGAAAUGGUUUGAUUGUCACACUUGACGGUAUUUAUUAUGAAGGUGCCUUUACACAAGACAUCCUAACGGGUCACGGAGUAAUGGUAUUUGAGGACGGCACGCAUUACGAAGGUGAAUUCAAAUCUGCAGGAAUAUUUUGUGGAAAAGGUACAUUAACAUUUCGAAGUGGCGACAGGCUAGAAGGCAAUAUGAACGGUGCAUGGAACGAAGGCGUCAAAGUUAUUGCCACAUUGCAUAUGAAUAAAGCCAGUGGAACUGUACAAUCUAUUUCAAAACCAGCAUCUUUCGGAAAACUCUGUGUACCUCCCGAUCAAAAAUGGAAAGCCAUAUUCAAACAAUGUUAUCAACAACUUGGUGUGUCCGAAUCGGUUACUAAAAGUUCCAGUGAAAAAUCUACAGAAACACAAAGAGUGUGGCAAAAUGUUGCUAGUAUAAUAACAAAAUCCCAUCAGAAGACAUUGCAACGAAAAAAGCUUUCUACUAAGGCCUCAAAUGCAAAAGAGAAAAAUAAUGAAACAAUCGAUCAGUUGGACAAGAUUCCAUGCUUUGGACGAGAUAAACUCACCAGUCAAACUUAUAACGAAAUUCAUAAGUAUCUAGUGAAAGCUUUUGAAAGUCCACAUCAUCCAUUAGGCACUCUUUUGACAGAAGUAGCUGCAGUAUACACAGCUACGUACGGUGGAGUGAGAGUACAUCCCCUAUUACUUAGCCAUGCAGUAUCAGAGCUUCACAGUAUUACUACAAGGAUAUAUGAGAUUGUUCUUCUUUUAUUCCCGGCUCUACCACGUUGCGGCAAAGAAUGUGUCCUUGAAACUGAUGAUAAAGAAGAAGAACAAGUCAUAAGUGCUGCCGCAAUUCUUCAUCCGAUAUUACUGCCACGUGUACAUUCCGCACUUUUUGUAUUAUAUGCCUUACAUAAUAAAAAAGAAGAUGAUGCAUAUUGGGAAAGAUUAAUGAAAUGGAAUAAGCAGCCUGACAUAACUUUGAUGGCCUUCCUUGAAAUUGAUCAGAAAUUCUGGAAAACUACAAACAUAAUAAAUAUCACAGAUAACUCAUUAUCGUAUCAACAUGAACCUUACUUUAGCAAUGCUAUAGAAACUUUGCAGCAACUUAAAACAACUUUUUCACCUUUAGAAAAAUUGUUGGUGGUUAGAAACACAUUUGAUCAAAUGACACAAGUAGUACAAAAACAACUAGGCUCUACAUAUUUAUGGACGAUGGACGAAUUGUUUCCAGUGUUUAGUUUUGUUGUAGUGCGUGCUAGUGUGUUACAAUUAGGGAGUGAAAUACAUUUUAUUGAAGAUUUCAUGGAGUCGUAUUUGCAAAAUGGAGAGCUUGGUAUUAUGUUUACUACUCUUAAGGCAUGUUACUACCAGAUAUUACAAGAAAAAACAAACAUGGGCGAUUGAAAUCACAGAUAUAUCUCAACAAAUAUAUAGUACAAUGAAAUGAUAAAUAUAUAUGGAUAAAUAUAUAUAUAUAUAUACGUUUAAAUAACAUCAAACUCAUAAAAGACAUCAGGAUAAAAAUAAAUGCAUGACAAAAAGGUAUUAUGUAUUACAAUAGACGAAAGUGAUAAAUUGCAUUUAUGAUACAUAACGUAGUCCUUAGCAUCUUGAUUAUACAAAGCUGAAAUAUGAAAUGAAAUAAAAAAUGGUAUAACAUAGUUCAUUAAAAGUUUGUCAAUGUAAAGAAUAUAAGUUUCUUCUUGAACGAUAUUUAUCAUUAGCAAAUUUAAUGUUUUGAAACUAAACAUUUGCGCGUAUGACACAUGUAAAAUAUGAAUUUCGAUUAUCUGUUGUCCAAGAAUACUGCACAUUUAAAAACCAUAUAAAGUGCAUAGCUCAAUAUUGUGAUAAAAAAGUUAAACGUUACCUUUUUCACAUACCUGAAUUAGAGAUUAGCCAUUAAAAAAGCAAUUAUUAAUAUUAUUAUUGUUAUUAAUCUUUUUAUAAUA